Cynoglossus semilaevis (tongue sole) is the source of this 1397-nucleotide messenger RNA. It is a transcript of the gene slc15a4, whose product is annotated as solute carrier family 15 member 4. Lineage: Eukaryota; Metazoa; Chordata; Actinopteri; Pleuronectiformes; Cynoglossidae. The record is from RefSeq and is a predicted model, not a curated record. Gene Ontology annotation, molecular function: transmembrane transporter activity. Gene Ontology annotation, biological process: transmembrane transport. The transcript has 8 exons. The annotation marks the transcript as partial. Gene Ontology annotation, cellular component: membrane.
UGGAUGACCAUGGCGUCCGGCAAGGAUGACGGCGAGAGCACCCCCCUCCUGGACUCGUCCGGUAACAGAACGCCCCCGGCGCCGUCCGUCUUCCAGGGACGGCGACUGGCGUGCGCCGCCGUCCUGCUGGCGGAGUCGCUGGAGCGGGUGGCGUUCUACGGCGUCACCUCCAACCUGGUGCUCUUCCUCAACGGCAGUCCCUUCUACUGGGAGGGCACGCAGGCCAGUCAGGCCCCGCUGAUCUUCAUGGCCGUCACGUACCUCAUCUCGCCGUUCGGCGGCUGGCUGGCCGACGCCUUCUUCGGGAAGUUCUGGACCAUCGCCUGCAGCCUCAUUUUCUACAUGGCGGGGAUGCUGUUCUUCCCGUUCAUCGCCAACGAGGACACCAGGAUAGGCCUGUGCGGAGAGCAGCCGGCGUUCCCCGUGCAGCCCGCCGAGUGCCUGAGCGCCAACAGCACCCCGCCCAGCACCGUGACCUGCCCCGUGCGGGCGCCGUACUGCGGCCUGGUGGUCUACGCCGGACUCUUCCUGGUCGCCCUGGGCGUGGGCUCGGUGAAGUCCAACAUCACUGCGUUCGGCGCCGAUCAGGUACACACCCGCAUCUCCCCCUGCUGGUCCCAGAAACCCAAGGACCCCACCCUGCUGCGGAACCGACCCACUCUGCUGGACAACGCCAAGGUCACGUACGGGGGCAGGUUUCCCGAGGAGAAGGUGGAGGAAGUCAAAGCUCUGUUGAAGGUUCUCCCGGUUUUCCUGGCCCUCAUCCCUUACUGGACCGUGUACUUCCAGAUGCAGACGACGUAUGUCCUGCAGAGCCUCCACCUGANNNGACCAGGUUCUCCACCCGUCAGGGUACCCACCACCUUUCGUCUUCCCACGGCCUGGCUCACCAUGUUUGACGCGGUGCUCAUCCUCCUGCUGAUCCCCCUGAAGGACAAGGUGGUGGACCCCGUCCUGAAGCGCCGCGGUCUCCUGCCCUCGCCGCUCAAGAGGAUCGCAGUGGGGAUGUUCUUCGUCAUGUGGUCGGCCGUGGCAGCAGGAAUCCUGGAGACCAAACGCCUUGAGAUCAUCAAGUCCAACGGUACCAUUGACCAGGUGCUGGGAAAAGUCACCUACUACGCAGCGGACCUGCCGAUCUGGUGGCAGGUUCCGCAGUACGUGCUGAUCGGAAUCAGCGAGAUCUUCGCUAGCAUCGCAGGUCUGGAGUUCGCCUACUCUGCUGCCCCCAAGUCCAUGCAGAGCGCCAUCAUGGGGCUGUUCUUCUUCUUCUCCGGCAUCGGUUCCUUCGUAGGCUACGGCUUGUUAGCGCUGGUGUCGCUGAAGGAGAUCGGCUGGAUGUCCUCGCACAGAGACUUCGGUGAGUCCUGCACGGUGUCCGACAUGAGGUUCAACAUGAG